Molecule: messenger RNA, 2240 nt
Organism: Brassica oleracea var. oleracea
Lineage: Eukaryota; Viridiplantae; Streptophyta; Magnoliopsida; Brassicales; Brassicaceae
Product: putative pentatricopeptide repeat-containing protein At3g15930
Exons: 1
Coding region: 222-2147 (641 amino acids)
Biological process (GO): RNA modification
Molecular function (GO): RNA binding; protein binding
Source: RefSeq, a predicted model, not a curated record
UGGUUGACUGGUAUAUGAACUUUGGUUUACGACCCGAGUUCGAGCGGUGAAGAUAAAACAAUUUAAAGUGACGGCUUAGUCCGUCGCUGUCGUCCUGACUUACCGUGACGAUAGCAAGUGCCGUCCGAGCUCAUCAUUACCAACUUUUUUUUUCUUUUUUAUUAAAAUAAAAAAUGUGAAUAUAUUAACACUCUUGAUUCUGCUUGAUGAUGCCGUAGGAGAUGCUUCUUCGAAAUCCAAUUAACCCUAAAGCAUCGAUUUUUAAGCUACUCUUCAAUGACUACUCUCAUUUCAUCGCAAUCCCCGAGAGCUGCAAAACAACGACCCAAUUCAAGCAACUACACUCCCAAAUCAUCAUUCAAGGUCUAGAACCAAACCCAACAAUCCAAAAGAAGCUUCUACUCUCCUGGUCUAGUCGCUUAAAUGGCGACAUUGGUUAUGCCUAUAAGUUGUUCGUGAAAAUGCCCGAACCAGACGUGGUUGUAUGGAACAAUAUGAUCAAGGGUUUUUCCAGAGUGGGUUGUGUCAAGGAAGGAGUUAGAUUGUAUUUGAAUAUGUUGAAGAAAGGUGUGACUCCUGAUGGACACACGUUUCCCUUUUUGCUCAGCGGUCUUAAGCCGGAUUGUGGUAAGAAGCUGCAUUGCCAUGUUGUGAAGUUUGGUUUAGGUUCUAACCUUUAUGUGCAGAAUGGUCUUGUGCAAAUGUACUCGUUGUGUGGGCUGAUGGACAUGGCUCGUGGGGUUUUCGACAGGGGAAGGAAAGAUGAUGUCUUUUCUUGGAACUUGAUGAUCUCUGGGUGUAAUAGGAUGAAACUAUAUGAAGAAAGUUUGAGACUUUUCGCGGAGAUGGAGAGGAAACUGGUUAUUCCAACUUGUGUUACCUUGCUUCUGGUUCUCUCUGCUUGCUCUAAGGUUAGGGAUAAGGAUCUAUGUAAAAGGGUUCAUGGAUAUGUUAGUGGGUGUGCGAGAGAGCCUAGUUUGAAGCUGGUGAAUGCUCUGGUCAAUGCAUAUGCUGCUUGUGGGGAGAUGAAUAUAGCGGUGCGGAUUUUCAAUAGUAUGAAGAUUAGGGAUGUGAUUUCUUGGACAUGUAUUGUUAAAGGGUUUGUCGACAUAGGGAAUCUAGAUCUUGCAAGGAUGUAUUUUGAUGAUAUGCAGGUGAGAGAUAGAAUCUCUUGGACUAUUAUGAUCGAUGGUUACCUACGAGCUGAUUGCUUUAACGAAUCUUUGGAUCUUUUCCGUGCGAUGCAAAAUGCAGGGAUGAUACCGGAUGAGUUCACCAUGGUCAGCGUACUCACAGCUUGUGCCCAUCUAGGUGCCUUGGAGAUAGGUGAAUGGGUUAAGACGUACAUAGAUAAGAACAAGAUCAAGAACGAUGUUGUUGUAGGGAACGCUUUGAUCGAUAUGUACUUCAAAUGUGGGUGUUGUGAGAAAGCGCAGAAGGUUUUCCAUGAGAUGCGCCAGAGAGACAAGUUCACUUGGACAGCCAUGGUUGUCGGUCUUGCCAACAAUGGACAGGGUGAAGAUGCCAUUAAAGUUUUCUUUCAAAUGCAAGACAUGUCGAUACAACCAGAUGAGAUUACGUACCUCGGCGUGCUCUCUGCUUGUAACCAUAGUGGUAUGAUAGAGCAAGCAAAAGACUUUUUCUCCAAGAUGAGAAGCGACCAUAGGAUUGAACCGAGUUUAGCACAUUAUGGAUGUAUGGUUGACCUGCUUGGUAGAGCUGGACUGGUCAAGGAAGCGUAUGAGAUGAUAAGGAACAUGCCAGUGAAUCCAAACUCGAUUGUGUGGGGAGCUCUACUAAGUGCUUCUAGACUUCAUAAUGAUGAAUCAAUGGCUGAGUUAGCAGCUAAGAAGAUUCUCGAGCUGGAACCUGAUAACGGGGCUGUUUAUGCUUUGUUGUGCAAUAUAUAUGCAGCUUGCGAAAGAUGGGAGGAUUUGCGAGAAGUGAGAAAAGAGAUGGUGGACGUAGCAGCCAAGAAGAUACCAGGGUGUAGUUUGAUUGACGUCAACGGUGUUACUUACGAGUUUGUUUGUAGAGACAAGUCACACCUUCAAUCAGAAGAGAUUUACAGGAAACUAGAAGAGUUAGCUCAAGAGUCGACGUUUGCAAGGCACUUGCCUAGUGAAUUGUUGUUCGAGGCUGGGUAAGAUUAUAGAGAGCCCUGAGAUGAUGAACAUAUCCAUAGGUUGUUACUGUGAAUGAUGUUGUUAAUGCUGUAGACGAGACAGUACAUGGUUCAA